AUGGAAGAAGUUGCGGUUCGGACUCGUCAGUCGUUAGCAGAACUGAAACAAGAAAUAACAACAAGAUACUCCGAAACGAAACAACAAACGGACCAGUUAGAAAAUAACUUAAUGAACAUGGAGCAAAAGUUUGCAGAUUUCUCAAUGAAAACCAUCACUAUGUUACAGAACGUAUGUACAACACUUCUAGAUCCACAAGGUUCACAAAGUAACAAAUGGAAAGCCCACUGGCAGGAACAACCCUCAAAACAAUCGCAAACUGAAUCACAAGGCAAAGUGCUUCUUGACAUGGCUUGUAAAUCGCUUACGCAAGGUGAAGUAGGCCAGGUUGAUUUCAAACUGUUAGGUGCAACGUAUACUGAUUUUAAUUAUUUCUGCCAACCUGGUGAAAAUGCGCAUAGUGGAGUAUUGUUCCCGUGGAAUGACCUAUCUGCAUCUACCACCAACCGCUGUAUGAUUAUGGGAGACUUCAACAUUGAUCUUGAACAAGAUGGAGAUAAAGCCAAAGAAAUUUUCGAAUGGAUGGAUAAUUGCUCGCUGGGUCCAGUAAUACCUAAUACAAACACCUCUCUUAGAUUGGACCGCAUGAUCGACUAUGCAAUAGCAGCUGAAAUAGAUUUAACAGUUCAAACAUAUGAAGGCUUUACAACGAGUGAUCAUAAACCCCUAUUGCUGGUGUGUACAGGUGAUGUGGUGGAGAAUGUGGAAGGAUCUCGCACAAGGUGGAAGGUCUUCUCAUCUAUGCUAUCGUACACUACCGACUACUGGGAAAAUAGAUGGGAGCAGGAACUUACAAACGAUACCUACGAAAGUUUCGUCUCAUUUCUAUCUCCCCUGGUACACAGAUGCAAACACUACUUUCCGCGCAACCAUACUAGGUCAUCAAUUCCACCCGAUUUAGUUAGUCUAUUAGCAACAAGUCGAUCUCUGUCGUUCAAGGCAAAACAGAAAGGUGACGUACGAUUACGAGAAGAAGCCCAUCGCAUUCGCAAUAUAGCACGACACCAACUGAAGGAGCAUCUUGAACGAAGAAACUUAGCAACGGAAAUCUCUAUGGUAUUUUGGAGUAAAACAAAACGGCACUUUAGAACGGUGUCGUCCUCAUUAAAAGGUUUCAUCUCUCCAAGUGGAGAUGUAAUCAAAGAGCCCCAAAGGAUGGCUGAUAUAGCUGCAGAUUACUACAAAGAUAUUUUAAGGAACCAAUCGUAA
Adineta ricciae is the source of this 1209-nucleotide messenger RNA. NCBI's taxonomy places the organism in Eukaryota, Metazoa, Rotifera, Eurotatoria, Adinetida, Adinetidae. The record is from the annotation of a GenBank genome assembly.